UUCGCAUAAUAGAGAGAAUGGGGAGCGAAAGUAGAAAAGGGCGAAGACGAAGAAGAUCAGAUGAGUCAGCAUCGGAGUCACCUUCACAGUCCGAUGAGUCAGACUCCGACAAACGCCGGAGAAGUAGUCAAAGCAGUAGUCGCCGGCGACGGCGGGAUUCAGAUAGUUCCGGUGAUGACGGCGGUAGGGUUGGGAGGAAGAAAAGUUCCUCCAGGGCCAUCACAGAAGAGGAAAUAGCACAGUACAUGGCCAAAAAGGCACAGAGAAAGGCAAUGAAGGUCGCUAAAAAGUUAAAGACUAAUACGGUGUCAGGUUAUUCCAACGAUUCAAAUCCAUUUGGUGACUCUAAUCUCAAUGAGACGUUUGUUUGGCGUAAGAAGAUUGAGCGUGAUGUUUCUCAAGGUGUACCUAUUGAUACCUUUUCAGUUAAAGCUGAGAAAAAAAGACAAAAAGAAAGGAUGGCGGAAAUUGAAAAAGUGAAAAAGAGAAGAGAGGAAAGGGCACUUGAGAAAGCACAACAUGAGGAAGAAAUGGCGUUGUUAGCCAGAGAACGUGCUCGAGCUGAGUUCCAGGACUGGGAAAAAAAAGAAGAGGAGUUUCAUUUUGAUCAAAGCAAAGUUAGGUCAGAGAUUAGAUUGCGUGAAGGGCGUGCCAGGCCAAUCGAUGUCCUGACCAAGCACCUCGAUGGCUCCGAUGAUUUGGAUAUAGAAAUAAAUGAACCAUACAUGGUCUUCAAGGGUUUGACUGUGAAAGAAAUGAACGAUCUUCGCGAUGACAUCAAAAUGCAUCUGGACCUUGACAGGGCAACACCAACCCACGUAGAAUAUUGGGAGGCACUCCUGGUGGUGUGUGAUUGGGAGCUAGGUGAAGCUCGAAAAAAGGAUGCACUUGAUCGAGCUAGGGUGCGUGGAGAAGAACCUCCUGCUGAGCUGCUUGCAGAAGAAAGGGGUUUGCAUUCCAGUGUUGAGCCGGAUGUGAAGAGGCUGUUGCAGGGGAAGACACAUGCAGAAUUGGAGGCUUUACGGAUUCACAUUGAGUCAGAGAUGCGUACUGGCACAGCAAAGGUGGUUGAGUACUGGGAGGCCAUUUUAAAACAUCUCCACAUAUAUAAGGCCAAGGCUUGUUUAAAGGAAAUUCAUGCUAAAAUGUUACGAAAGCAUUUACAACGCCUUGAGCAACCAUUGGAGGAUGAAGAUAAAUUGGAGAAUGCUCAUGUUAUGAUACCUGAGGAGGAAGAUACUGAGGAUGAUGAUAAAGUCCGAUCUGCAGAUGAAUCAUUUUCACCAGAGCCCAUUAGAGAGGAUGAAGAAGCUGAAAAUGAGGCUGGAUCAUUUUCGCCAGAACUGUUGCAUGGUGAUGACAAUGAGGAAGCUAUUGACCCUGAAGAGGACAGGGCUAUACUGGAGCGGAAACGUAUGUCUGUAUUAGAAGAGCAGCAAAGACGAAUUCAGGAAGCAAUGGCUUCAAAGCCAGCUCCAUCAGAAGAUAAUUUUGAGAUGAAAGCCAUAAAAGCUAUGGGAGCUAUGGAAGAUGGAGAUGCAGUGUUUGGAUCCGGUGCUGAAGUGAACCUAGAUUCACAGGUGUAUUGGUGGCAUGACAAAUACAGGCCUAGGAAGCCGAAGUAUUUCAACCGUGUUCAUACUGGAUAUGAGUGGAACAAAUAUAAUCAGACUCACUAUGAUCAUGACAACCCACCUCCAAAGAUUGUCCAAGGGUACAAAUUUAAUAUUUUCUAUCCUGAUCUUGUGGACAAGAUAAAAGCCCCAACUUACACCAUUGAGAAGGAUGGCAGCAGUGGGGAGACUUGCAUUAUAAGGUUCCAUGCAGGGCCACCAUAUGAAGACAUUGCUUUUCGCAUUGUAAACAAAGAAUGGGAGUACUCUCAUAAGAAAGGUUUUAAGUGCACGUUUGAACGUGGAAUUCUACAUGUGUACUUCAAUUUCAAACGCCACCGCUACCGCAGAUAAUUUCAUCAGGCAAUGGUUCGUUUUCUGUUGUGUUUCUCGUACUAGUUUGACGAAGGCUACGUGGCUGCCAUAUUUAAGAGUAGAGUUUAUGCCACGGUGCUGGCACUAGAGAUAGACGGUCAGGAAAUUGACAGCUCGGAAUGAUACUAUGGAGAAAUUCUAAGGUACUUUGAGAGUAAUACUCCCAACGGUGGAGAUUUGAUCUAAACCUUCUUAUACUAUUUUAAAUUUAAUCUAAUGACAUGUAUGGUUAUGUUGUUUUCGUGUAACGUUUUUAAUGGAUUGAGUGUAGUACUCUUACAAAACAUAAGCAUCUCGAAACCAAGGGUCUCUCCAGAGGGUGAGAGAUAUUAAUUACAUACCUUCACCUUUUUUGAUUCCACAUACUAAUAUCUAUUAUCUGUGAAUCCUAUCUGGAUUAU
This is a messenger RNA of Gastrolobium bilobum, 2389 nucleotides long. Its product is annotated as splicing factor Cactin-like. Gene Ontology annotation, molecular function: protein binding. Lineage: Eukaryota; Viridiplantae; Streptophyta; Magnoliopsida; Fabales; Fabaceae. Gene Ontology annotation, biological process: mRNA cis splicing, via spliceosome. Bases 18 to 1967 code for a protein of 649 amino acids. Gene Ontology annotation, cellular component: spliceosomal complex; cytoplasm. The record is from RefSeq and is a predicted model, not a curated record. The transcript is spliced from 13 exons.